AUGGCUCCUGAGGCGUGGUGGCGGACCUGCGGACGCGGCAGCUCCGCGCCUGGUCAGCAGUAUCCGCUAUCCGCCCCCGCCUCCCACACACCCCGUUACGUCCCAUAUCCGCCUUCGGGAAAGGACGUGGCGCGCCAUCGUAUGGGCGCCGAUGAGGAGGAAGGCGCGCCAAAUCCGGCCCUGAUAGACACCAAUUACUAUUAUCGGCCCAACGGCUGCCCACGGCGACGCGGCCGGCAGACCUACACGCGCUUCCAGACGCUGGAGCUGGAGAAAGAAUUCCACUUUAACCACUACCUGACGCGACGCCGGCGGAUCGAAAUCGCCCACGCGCUCUGCCUGACGGAGCGCCAGAUCAAGAUCUGGUUCCAGAACCGCCGCAUGAAGCUCAAGAAGGAGCUGCGCGCGGUCAAGGAGAUCAACGAGCAGGCGCGCCGCGAGCGCGAGGAGCAGGACCGCCUGAAGCAGCAGCAGGAGAAGAAGCUGGAGCAGCAGCAACAACAGCAACAGCAACAGCAACAGCAGCAGCAGCAGCAGCAACAGCAGCAGCAGGCGCCGCCGCAGCAGCCGCCGCAGCAGCACCACACCAUCAGCCACCAUCUGCACGACCAACACAAGCUGGGGCUGGAGAAGGCCCCUCCGGGCGCGGACCUGCUCAAGGCGGUGGCCAAGGUGCCCACCUAGAUGCCGGAGCCACUCUGCGACCUGCCGCUGGACGAGCUGCUGCCCACGGCCACGCCUCCAGCUCCAGCCUGGACCGGGUUCCCCUACUUCCAGUAGGGCCGCCGCUCUGGCCACGGCAGGUUCCAGAGGGACCCCGUAUCCGCCCGCCGGAUAACGCUACUACGGAAGCAGUGGUACCAGCAAGGCCUGAGGCCUUCCAAGAGAGAACUCAACUCCGGAGUCGAGA
Molecule: messenger RNA, 910 nt
Organism: Schistocerca serialis cubense
Lineage: Eukaryota; Metazoa; Arthropoda; Insecta; Orthoptera; Acrididae
Product: homeobox protein abdominal-A homolog
Exons: 3
Coding region: 1-684 (227 amino acids)
Biological process (GO): negative regulation of transcription by RNA polymerase II; anterior/posterior pattern specification
Cellular component (GO): nucleus
Molecular function (GO): DNA-binding transcription factor activity, RNA polymerase II-specific; RNA polymerase II cis-regulatory region sequence-specific DNA binding
Source: RefSeq, a predicted model, not a curated record